Messenger RNA from Nycticebus coucang (slow loris), 3463 nucleotides. It is a transcript of the gene IQCH, whose product is annotated as IQ motif containing H. The coding region runs from base 47 to 3250 and encodes 1067 amino acids. The record is from RefSeq and is a predicted model, not a curated record. Gene Ontology annotation, molecular function: protein binding. NCBI's taxonomy places the organism in Eukaryota, Metazoa, Chordata, Mammalia, Primates, Lorisidae. The transcript is spliced from 22 exons.
UGGAGGCAGCGCCUCCGCCGGGAGGUAGCCUUUCCCGGCCCUCGCCAUGACCGAGGAGACUGAGAGCUACGAUCCUGUUGGCUCCAUCUUAAUCCAGGUCCAAGAUGAUCUUUAUCAAUUAAAGGAAAAAUUAACAGAAUUCUCACCUGAAGAAAAAGGAGACACACUAAACAUUCAGAAUCUUGAAACAGCAAUCAAAAGGACUGAAAUAGGGUUAAAAGUCCACAUUGAGAAGUAUUUAAAUGUUGUAAACCAGCGUGUGUUAACGACUCCUGUUAAUGAUGAGAGCUUUUAUAUGCCUGGGGCUUCCAAAUGGUUACUUCCUACUGUAAUUGAUCAGAAAUCGUUUGUUUUCCCUCUGGAAUCUGAGGGUAAACUUUGGCAACAGCAACGACAGUAUGGUUCAUUGUCACGUGGCUUUCCAAGACCAAAGCCAAAGAUAGGGUUGAAUGUAAAAAUCAUGCAGGAUCCUGAAAACAGCUUCCACAGAGCUGCUGUAAAUGCGAACUAUGGAAUCAGUUUGCCAUGUAUUACUCAGAGAAAAUCAUGUGUGAAGGUGCAGAAGUUAAUAAAGGGGUCCACUAUAUCCAGUCUCACAGUUAUGCCAUCUUCUCGUCGCACGGAUCCCUUUUUCACCCCUGUACCAGUCUUACAAGUGGAUGCCAAUAAAGGGAUUUUAAGCCUGAUAGAACGAGGAUUGAUUCCACCAACAGCCAAGAUUAACCUUAAGAAUCCACCCAUUAUGCCCAGAGCAGCUCCUCUGCAUAGUUUUGGUGAAACACAUAGAAUUCCAUCUGUAGUGCCUCUUGCUGUACCUCAGAAACCACAGCAGCCUCCGGCAGAAGUGAAGGUCAUCUCUCCCAAGAAACAAGGAUCAAAGGGGAAAGGCAGAAGGUCAAGAGGACAUCAUGAUAAGAAGGUCGUGAAAGUUGUGGUGCCUUCAAGACCUGCAAAAGCACUGUGGAAUUAUGACUUUGCUAUUUAUAAUGGUGUCAUAGACAAGGCAUCCCCAGACUUCUUGGCAUUCAAGGAACGUUUUAACUCAGUUUGGGGAAAUAUUUUUUCUCUCUUGGAACACAUUGAGAAGUUUCUCAGGGACUAUGCAAUACCAGAAGUCAAAAUCAAAGGGAAGAAUUUGGUGGCUCUCCUUCCAGAGUUUGAGCUGAAGAAUAAACUUACCAAAUAUGAACUUCUUUCAGUGUUGGAGAAUGCAAGAGACGUCCAAAUGCUGUUAAAUCUUCCCGGGCAGAGGUACAAGGGUCAGGAUGGAGAGACAGAGGCUGCUGUGAAGAUCCAAGCUACAUGGAAAUGCUACACAACAAGAAAAUUCUUUCAGGCGUACCGCCAGCAGAAGUGGGCGUCGGGGGUGAUUGCCAUCGCUUGGCUUUUAUAUUGCCAUAAGAUUCGAGUAAGGAAGAUCCUAAGGGAGUCACGGCAGAGACACCUGGAGAAUUUCCGCAUUCGAGCUAAGCAUCUGGCAGCCAACUGGAAUCGCAUCAGGACCUCCAGGAGGACUAUUAUCCAUAUCCCAUCAUUAGGGUAUCCCCAGCCUGUGCGAGAACAUAUUGCCGAUUUCGACACACUGCAGAACAUGCAGCUGGGCAGACUGUGUGACAUCUUAGAUGCCAAUGUGAAUGUCAUCUACAUCUGCUCCCAUUAUAUGAAUGAGGAGUUAAUGCUGUAUUACGGUAAAAUCCUAAGUCUGCACGCAGCUGUCAAAUCGGGAAACCUUGAGGAUAGAAGUGACCUGAAGAACAGGUUCAAAAUUAUCACCCCUGAAGCUAUAAACAUCUUCCCUAAGCAUCAUAUGUGCCUGGCCACUCACCUGAUGUACAGUCCCAAGGCAAUCAAAAGAAUAAAAAAUCUCAUCCUGGGAAGGCAGGCCUAUAUUGUCGGCGGGCUCCUCCACAGAGAUGAUUUGGCCGUGGCAGACAUGUUAGACAUCCCCAUCCUGGGCUCAGAGCCUGAACUAGCUCAUCUUUAUACUACCAAGUCUGGAAGUAAACGAGUCUUUGACAGUGCCAAUGUGCCGGUCCCUCCAGGAAUGUCUAACAUCUUCAAUCAGCAACAGAUGAUGGAACAGCUGAGUCAGCUGAUAACCGAUCACCUACAAAUCCAGCGCUGGCUCUUUAAAAUGGACUAUGAGUUCCAAGGAAAUGGGACUGCAUUUUGUGACAUUCCUUGCUAUCUAAAGUGCUACAACUGGGUAUUAAAGGAGAGUAAGAGAUAUGGCCCCAAAGACUGGAGUAAGAAAUGGGCACAAGAGCCAGCUUUGGUGAAGAUCUCCAAGGAGCUGGCGGGCAUUUUAGCACAGCACGCACAGCCAGUCAAUGAGAAACGGUUCCCGUCGUGGAGGAAAUUCCUCCAAACAUUUCUCAGACAAGGGGGCGUGAUCGAAGCAUUCCCACCUGCAGACUGUGUCACCAAUCUGACUGUAGACAUGCUGAUAGAGCCCAGUGGAGAAAUCAGAGUGCUGUCAACGGGAGACCAGUUUCAUGCCGAAGGCCCCUUCAUCAACACUGGUACCACCAUGCCUCAGACCUCAGUGAAUCCUCAAGUUCUCAGUUAUUUGUGCCUCCAAAUUGGAAAGGCCUGCAAAAUGAGAGAUCUGGUUGGUUACUUUUCUAUAGACCUAGUGACUUUUAUUGAUCCAAGCACCCUGGAACAGCAGGUGUGGGCAACGGGCCUCAACCUCUUCUAUAGUGACCAGCUGGCCCUGACUCAGCUCAUGUUAUACCUGACCAAUGGCCAUCUGGAUUGCAGUUUGGGCACCCUCGAAGUGCCCCUCUUUGUUCCAAAGAGAAAGAAGAAAACGAACCGCAUGAAGCCUCUGUCACUGCCGACAUCAGCAGCCAGUCGCUAUGCGGUGAUGACCACCCAGCUGAAGCACAACAACCUCUCGCUGGUUUUCCACUAUGUUUUUCUGCAGAUGUGUAGGGCCCAUGGCAUCGGCUAUGACCUGGAGGACAGAACAGGAACCAUUUUUUUACUAUAUGAGCAUCUGAAGAGAGACAAGUUGGGAAUCUUAACAAUCGGUGAGGAUCUCCAGGGGGUCCUCAUGACCUUUGCUCACAAUCUCUUCAUCAUCCAUCAAGAAAUAUCAGCACCUAAUAUGCAAGGCGAGACCAAUUUUAAGACCACCAUUAAUGAUAUUGAAACCAUUCUGGGUGUAACAGAGGAAAACAAAACGAAAUUUGGAGAAGAGCAACAGUGCAAAGUUGACAACAAGUUCCCUAGUCCUGUUAAAUGAUCCUGGAACACAUCAUGAUUUUGGACCCCAAUCUGGACCAAAAGGGCAAUAUUCCUUUGCUGUUAGGAAAAAGUAGAGAGAAAUUAGUUUGCUUUGUUUUCCAAAAGAUACAUCAGAACAGGUUAUAACGAAAUGCUCUUUUUAAAAUGUUGCUAUUAAGCACUUUUAUUCUGCUCAUUAACCCAAAACCUGUUUGUGUUUUCACCUGAGAGU